Messenger RNA from Colletotrichum destructivum, 1381 nucleotides. Its product is annotated as Putative GDSL lipase/esterase, SGNH hydrolase superfamily. Lineage: Eukaryota; Fungi; Ascomycota; Sordariomycetes; Glomerellales; Glomerellaceae. Bases 249 to 1133 code for a protein of 294 amino acids. The transcript is spliced from 3 exons. Gene Ontology annotation, molecular function: hydrolase activity, acting on ester bonds. The record is from RefSeq and is a predicted model, not a curated record.
CUUUCCUAGGAAUGAGGGGAUUCCUGGAGGGGGAGACAAUAUAUACUGCGAGUGCUGCUGUCACUCGCGAGACGUGAGCGAUCGCGGUUGUCCUGUCUGUCUGUCCGUCCGUCUUUCGUUGCAGCUGUGUCCCUUACACACAGGCUCGGUCGCUUCAUUCGCUUCAUUAUACCGAUAGUUUCUAUUUCAUUCGUGUUGAUAUUCUGCUGGUACAUAACAUAACACAACAUAAAAAAACCUUUGUCACAAUGAGGUCUUUCACCCAGGCUCUCUCGCUCGCCGCCGGCCUGUCCCUGUCCUUUGCCAAUCCCACCCCGGCCGUCUCCCCGCGACAGACCGGCUCCAAGAACCUGAUCGUCUUCGGCGACUCCUACUCCACCGUCGGUUUCUGGCCCGGCGGCACCCUCCCGGCCGCCGGGAACCCGCUCGGCAACCCCGGGCUGCCGGGUCAGACCACCUCGAGCGGUCUCAACUGGGUCGGCCACCUCACCAGCACCCUCAACACCUCGCUGGUCCUGACAUACGACUUCGCCGUCACGGGCGCCACCACCGACAAGGACAUUGUCGAUACCUACGCCCAGUUUUGCGUCGAUGAUCAGGUCGCGCAGUACACCCAGUACGCCUCCGCCAAGGUCGACAAGGCGAACACCCUUGUCGCCGUCUGGAUCGGCAUCAACGACGUUGGCGAGCCCUUUUGGGACAGGCAGUCCGCGCCGGUCGCCAAGAUCAUGGACCGCUACUUCGAGCUGCUCCAGACCCUCGCCGACGACGGCCUCGCCAAUUUUGUCCUUCUUACUGUCCCUCCCUUCUCUGACCAGAUCCCUGCCAUGAUCGGCCAGUCCGAGACUGACCUGGCCCGUCUGCGCUCUGACAUCGCCGCCUACAACGCGGCCCUUAAGACCCGCCUCGCCGCCUUCACGUCCGCCAACAGCGGCGUCAAGGGCCUCGUCUUCGACACCAAGCCCUCGUUCGACACCGUCGUCGGUAACUUUGCAAAGUACGGCGCCAGGGACGCCACUUGCUACGGCUCGAGCGACUGCCUGUGGGCCGACAACUACCACGCCGGCCUGGCCAUCCACAAGCUGCUCGCCGAGAACCUGGUUAAGGGGGUUGCCGCCAACUUUGUGUUCUGAUGGGAGUGAGUGGGGCGCGGGGGUUAGCAGUAGACAUGAGUUUCCUUAUGAUGAGUCAGGUACACGAAGUCUAUAGAGACUUUAUUUGACGACUCUGGCUGCCUUCUACCUAAGCCUCUUCCAAACCACUGUAAAAUCUGUUGAUAUAACAUUCACUAUGCCGUUGACAGACCCAGAGAGCGGUCUUCGUGAAUCCUACCAGAGACUGCCCCAAUGACAAACACCCGCCGCAUUCACGUCCGCGCACC